This is a messenger RNA of Phytophthora sojae, 1002 nucleotides long. RefSeq lists its product as hypothetical. Bases 1 to 1002 code for a protein of 333 amino acids. The record is from RefSeq and is a predicted model, not a curated record. The transcript has a single exon. Lineage: Eukaryota; Oomycota; Peronosporomycetes; Peronosporales; Peronosporaceae.
AUGCCGAGGGGAGUUCCGCGCCGCGAUGGAGACAACGAGGGGAGCCCCGCGGAGGGAAAAAUGCGCCAGCGGUUCGGCCGAGACGAGGACUACCUGCUCGCGGUGCAGGUGAAGGAGGACACGCCGUUCAAGGCGCGGCACGGCGCGAUCGGAGAGACGUGGGACGGCGUCGCCGAGCGGCUCAACCAGCACCCGGACUUCCACAUGCGCCCGAUCAAGGGCACGACGGCCAAGACGCGCUUCGACACGCUGGUGCUGCGCCACCGCCUGUGGCAGCAGUCGGCCGAGACCGAGGGCGCGGAGGAACUCGACAGUCCCUAUCGCCUGCUGAUGAGCGAGUUGGUCAAGGAGAUUGACGAGCAUCCGAGGACGAACGCCCGCCACGGCUCCGACGAAGCUGCGGACAAUGGAGAGCUGCGAGGAGAACGAAAGGUGGAAGCCCCCGAACCACGGACCAGCUCGCGGCUCGGCAAGCGCCGUGCCAGCUCAGAAGCUGUUGAGCCUGAGUCGGAACGACGUGAAGUCUACGUGCUGCCUCGUCCUCGGUCGGAGCCAGAGCAGUUGCAGCCCGAUGACGCACACCUUGCUGAAACUACGGCGGAGCGCACAGAGGUAGUGGGGCUGCAGCAUGCACCCACACCAUCAUCUGCCCCUGCAUUUGCCUCAGUGGCUGCACCCCCACCUGCAGGGCAGAAACCGGUCACGGGGGACUUGGUUACCGCGCAGCAGGCCAUGGCAGAGCUGUUGAAGAUGCAGCACGCCUUCGCAGCACGGCCGAGCGAAGUGCGAGUCAUUGAGUUGGAAAAGAUGAACGAAGCCCGGCUCCGUGAAGAAGAGGAGAAGACCAAGCAGCGCGGACUCGAACUUCAAAUCGAAAUCCAGCGCACGAAGCGCCGACAGUUGGAGCUGGAGUUUGAGAGAGAGGAGCGACAGAAAGACCGCGAGGAGCAAGCCAAGUUGAUCGCCAGCCUGGUGCAGCGUCUCGAGCCCAAGAAAGACUAA